Molecule: messenger RNA, 849 nt
Organism: Drosophila nasuta
Lineage: Eukaryota; Metazoa; Arthropoda; Insecta; Diptera; Drosophilidae
Exons: 2
Coding region: 83-727 (214 amino acids)
Source: RefSeq, a predicted model, not a curated record
AAGUCAUUCAAAUAGCACUCAGUACACAACCGAGCACAACCGCCCCGCACUGACAAAAUUCCAAAACAUUUCCUUUUCCAGCAUGGCUCAUCGCAUUAAGCUCCGCUGUGACGACUUUGAUGUCAUUGGCGCCGUGCCACGCGACUUGUCGGUGAUUAAGAAUUUCCUGAAACGGGAUUGUGCCGUGAAGCGACUGAUCGACAUCGAGGAAGACUUUCUGCGACAAUGCCAAGAGCGAAGCGAAGCUUACAAAAAUACCGCCCAGGAUAAAAAGAAGAAUAGCAACGGUGGCAAUCAGGCAACGCCACCGCCACCAGAUCCCUGUGCCAGCUCAACGCCAGGGGCAGAUCAAAAUAUCGAUUUUUGUGAUCCUUGUCGACGCUUGAAGACUUCUGUGGUGCUAGAAGAGCUGACAAAACCUGCUACCACCAACCCAGUCUACAACCGUGGCCCACCGCCCUACUUCGAUGAGGAGACUGUCAUGGAUAGCUCGCAGCCCAUCAAGUUUCGCUUCCGGAGGAAGGCGAAUAGCUGCGACUUUGAGCGUACCUCGAAAUUGCCCUGCACUCCGACUCAGAACACCAACGUUAUGGUUCUGACCAACUGUGCGGAUGUGAUGGUCUGGCCCAGUCAGCAGGUGGCCCAAAUGAAUCGUGUACCAGUUACUCUAUUAUCAGGAUCUGGCGAUCUCACCGAGUACAUGCUGGAGGAGGAGACAAUCAUGUAGAUAAAUUGAAAAGCUUUCGCAGUUUUGGAAUUUUCUAUGAUGCAAAGGGUUGGAUGCCUAAAACCCUUAACUAAGUCUGCAUAAAUAUUGCUAGAGUUGAAUAAAAAUAAUAGUUUAUUAGA